AUGCAGAACGCGACUGAAACACCUAGUAUAACACCAGCGGGGACGAAGUCGAAGAAAGUAUGGACCACCCUCAUCACUAACACGGCAUACCUGACCGGCCUCCUCACCCUCGAUUACAGCCUGAAGAAACACGGCUCGAAAUACCCACUCGUCGCAUUGUAUACCGACACUUUCCCCGCCGAAGGUCACAAGGCGCUCGAUGAGCGCGGCAUUCCCAAACAGCAUGUCAAGUACUUGCUACCUACGGUCAACAAGGACUUCACUAAUGACCCGCGCUUCUAUGAUUGCUGGAGUAAACUGACGCCAUUCUCGUUGGAAGAGUAUGACCGGGUUGUCCAGCUCGACAGCGACAUGGUGGUGCUGAAGAACAUGGAUGAGCUGAUGGAGCUGGAGCUGGAUCCACCGAGUGCCGGAGGCAAGGGCGACAGGGUAUUUGCAGCGAGCCAUGCCUGUGUAUGCAAUCCGCUCAAGAAGCCGCAUUAUCCUAAGGACUGGAUCCCCGAGAACUGCGCAUUCACUUCGCAACAUGGCGACCCUGAUGCCGCUCAGAAAAUCGGUGCUCCUUCUACAGCCGGUCUUCGCAUGCCCAACGGAGGUCUACAAGUCGUCAAUCCUUCCAAGGCUACGUACGAGCUUAUUCUACAACAACUUGCCAACGAAACAUCCAUGUCGUACGACUUCGCCGAUCAGUCUCUCCUCGGCGAUCUCUUCAACGGGCGCUGGGUCGCUUUGCCAUAUACCUACAAUGCGCUCAAGACGAUGCGAUCAAAGGAUGUACAUGGUGCGAUAUGGAAGGAUGAAGAGGUCAAGAAUGUACAUUACAUCUUGAGCCCGAAGCCUUGGGAUGAGGCACCUGGCAAAAGCUCUGCAGAAAUACAUGAGUGGUGGUGGCCUAUUAACGACGAAAGACGCGCGGCGGAGAAGAACAAGGGCAUCGAUGACGGUUUCUAA
Messenger RNA from Bipolaris maydis ATCC 48331, 951 nucleotides. RefSeq names its product glycosyltransferase. NCBI's taxonomy places the organism in Eukaryota, Fungi, Ascomycota, Dothideomycetes, Pleosporales, Pleosporaceae. The record is from RefSeq and is a predicted model, not a curated record. Gene Ontology annotation, molecular function: glycosyltransferase activity.